AUGAGCAUGGACGACCCCGUUGAGAUGAUCCGAGUCCUGCAGCAAAAAAUGGAUGAGAUGCAGCAACGUCAUGAAGGCGAAUUGGCGGCGGUAAAGGCCGACUAUGAAGCCCGGAUAGCCCGGGAGGUUGGAAGGACGGAUGGAGGAGAGGAGAGAGCGAAGGAUAAAGGGAAGGCGGCGGCGGAAGAACGUACGCCUCAAGACACCGAGCGUGAUAGCACUUGGAGGCCUACCGGGUCCGAGGCGGAGGGAAGUAAAGUUAAAUCGGUGCAGGCGGAGAGUGCUGCCGAGGAAAGACGAAUGGUGGUGAAAUCGGAGCCCCCGUCAACUUUGUUACUUCCCUUCACCCGAAACAUAAUGGAUGUUCAAAUUUCGGAACAGUUUGUGGCUCCGCAAUUCAAAAUGUAUAACGGGACGACAGACCCCGAGUCCCAUAUCAAGACGUUCUCUAAUGCAAUGGCAUUCCGAACGGGAAAUGAUGCCAUUUGGUGUCGAGCGUUCUCGCUUUCAUUGGAGGACGAAGCAUUGGAAUGGUUCAACACCCUCCCGCCCAAUUCCAUAGAAAAUUUUGCUGGGUUGAAACAGCUGUUCGUUAAACAAUUCGCGGCCAGUAGUACCCAAGACUUGACCGUAUUCGAGUUAAUGACCCUCAAACAGGGGAAGGAAGAAACGUUGCAGGCGUUCAUGGAUAGAUACCAAAAGACUGUCCGACGCGUGAAAAGCCUGACGCCAGAGCUCGCCCUCCACUACAUCCUACCGGCUCUCAAGCCAGGGCCGUUUAAGGAUAGCGUCUGCAGACGAGCGCCUAAGACGAUGGAAGAGCUGAAAGAGCGGGCGGCAGACGAAAUAAGGGUGGAGGAGAUGAAGCUCUCGUAUAAAAGGGAGAACCAGGAGGCACGGGGAGAAAGGGCGGACGGUGGUAAGUCCAAUUCCUCAGCAGGAAAGCCGCCCGGCCCUAAGCACGGAGAGCAGAGAAGGGGGCCUCGUUUCCAACAGUACACCCCCCUGAACGCCCCAAGGGAGAAAAUCCUUCGGGAAGCGCUGAGCGCGGAUCUGAACCAGGAGACGGAAAAACGCCCAACUCCGAAGGGGGCGGACGGCAGCAAACACUGCGCCUACCACAAAAACAUGGGUCACACCACUGAGGAGUGCGUGACCCUCAAGGAUAAGAUAGAGGAACUCAUCCGGGCAGGAAAGCUUAAGAGGUACGUCCGUGACGAACGUCUUCCACAGACGACGGAACGGCCCGUACAACGGUCGACCUACCGUUCAGACAGAGCGAGAAGCUCAAGGACCGAGCGCCCUCGCUCAGAACGGCGGGCUAGCAGAAGUCGCAGCCGCAGUCGAGAGCGCCCCCUGCGGGGGCACAUCAACACUAUUUCUAGAGGAUUUGCGGGAGGAGGGUCGUCCUCCUCCGCUCGGAAACGCCACGUACGAGCCCUCUAG
Messenger RNA from Vigna umbellata (rice bean), 1446 nucleotides. Lineage: Eukaryota; Viridiplantae; Streptophyta; Magnoliopsida; Fabales; Fabaceae. The record is from RefSeq and is a predicted model, not a curated record.